AUGGAUCAAGUAAGGAAUCCUGAUCCGUUAGGUAGUGAUGUCGAACCGAUUAGUGACAAUGAAGAAGAUAGUUGCGUAGCGGAAGAUGACUUGGAAGAUGAUUCGGAGGACGACGUAGAGGAUGAUUCGGAGGAUGAGGUAUUUCCUGUACAGGCGACCACCCAAAGGAAGGAACCACAGCAAAAGCAGCCUCCAAAGAGGACAUUUGAAGUUCUGGAUGAUGCAGAUGAUGGUCUCCCACUUCCAGAAAUGCCAACUGAAGAGACUACGCAGGCACCGACCGCACGGUCAGGGAGGAUUCGGAAGAAGCCAAAGAUGCCAGCUGGAUUUGAGAUUGACAGUUUGUAA
Penicillium manginii is the source of this 348-nucleotide messenger RNA. RefSeq lists its product as uncharacterized. The record is from RefSeq and is a predicted model, not a curated record. The coding region runs from base 1 to 348 and encodes 115 amino acids. The transcript has a single exon. NCBI's taxonomy places the organism in Eukaryota, Fungi, Ascomycota, Eurotiomycetes, Eurotiales, Aspergillaceae.